GUGUACUGUGGUGUCAUGCAUUUGACAUUCUGUGCGCGGCUCCUUUAAGAGACCCCGGAAGUGGAUGUGAAGCGCAACAUUAUAUACAAGGUUUAUUUUGGUUCGUAUUUGUCAGGCGCGCAAUGACGUCUUUCCACUUAUGUACAGCCGCGCGCUCUUUGCUAAAGUCUUAUCGACACAGAGAAGUGUUAAAAACGGUCCAGGGACUCAGAGUGUGGGAGUUCAGAAACAUGUAUCCAUGUACUUCCAUCGCAUGGCUCAAUAGCAUGGAGGAGAUCCUGAGAAAGACAGUGGCCCCAUUACCCAGCUAUGAGAUGAGAGACAAAUCUCCACCUCCACCUGAAUCCAACAAUCUGGAGUUCAUGCAUUUCUACAAAAGUAUAGAGAGAGAGCAAAAACUGGAGUUUCUCGAGAAGUUGUCUUAUGAUUUCGGGGUAGAUCACAGAUGGGCUUCGGACCUGGCUGCGAAGUUGCUGGACACUCAGGUGCGGGAUGUGGCCACCAUCCUGCAGGUGGAGGACAGGUUACGGUACAGUUUAACACCCCGGUACCGACAGCUGCUCACGCACAUCAGCAAGGUUCAAGGCGGGGUGAAGUUCCUGGUGGACCUCAGGGCAGAUCUCAUCGAGUUAGCGUCCUCAAAAAUGACUGACAGCCCACAUAUGAGGAGACUGGUGGUCUCUGAUUUCGCAUGGCUGGUUGUGUUUGGAGCCAAACGACCUUUGUCCCACAUUAGUGAACGUCACAGGCUUCAGCUGUGACACAGUUUGUAAUGUUUUGGUGCCAGAUAUACACUUGAAUUUAUGGCAUGCCAUUUUAAUUUAAGCCGUGACGUCAUGGAUACUUGUCUGUUGUACUAUAUACAAAGUCUACAGUGCCUUAGAGCUC
Messenger RNA from Sinocyclocheilus grahami, 888 nucleotides. RefSeq names its product malonyl-CoA decarboxylase, mitochondrial-like. Bases 123 to 761 code for a protein of 212 amino acids. The transcript is spliced from 2 exons. Gene Ontology annotation, molecular function: malonyl-CoA decarboxylase activity. Gene Ontology annotation, cellular component: peroxisomal matrix; mitochondrial matrix. Gene Ontology annotation, biological process: malonyl-CoA catabolic process; fatty acid biosynthetic process; acetyl-CoA biosynthetic process. Lineage: Eukaryota; Metazoa; Chordata; Actinopteri; Cypriniformes; Cyprinidae. The record is from RefSeq and is a predicted model, not a curated record.